Messenger RNA from Theileria equi strain WA, 1896 nucleotides. Its product is annotated as Fe hydrogenase large subunit, C-terminal domain containing protein. NCBI's taxonomy places the organism in Eukaryota, Apicomplexa, Aconoidasida, Piroplasmida, Theileriidae. Gene Ontology annotation, molecular function: 4 iron, 4 sulfur cluster binding. The record is from RefSeq and is a predicted model, not a curated record. The transcript is spliced from 2 exons. Bases 1 to 1896 code for a protein of 631 amino acids.
AUGUACUCAAAUGCAGUAAAACUCGGCGGGUUAAAUGACUACUUGAACCCUAGUGAGGAGUGUAUACUGCCAGUUAAAAAGAAUACCAGCAGUUAUGAAGUAAAGUUGAACCGGGAUGAGCAAAAGGGAGCGAAUAGACACCCUGGCAGUCAAAAGAGGGACUCCAGGGUGACUGUAGGACUUUCUGAUUGCCUCUCUUGCUCUGGAUGUCUGACCAGUUCCGAGGAAAUCUUGAUGAAGAAUGACCAUUUCGUGACGGUCAUUGAAAAGUUGAAAAAUGCAGAACAUGGCGUAGUAUCCAUAUCGCCUCAGACAGUUUAUGCAAUUGCUGCGUGCUAUGGGCUAGAUCCCGUGAUAGCUUUUGGAAAAUUAUCGCACUUGUUUAGAAUUUUGGGAGCCAAGAAUAUUUUUAGUAUGAACGUUGGAGAAAUGAUCGCAGUUCAUGAAAGCAAGGUGGAGUUUGUAAAUAAAUUUUUAAGUUCUUGUCCCGUCAAUUUGCAGGAGGAUUACAGAAAUGGCAAUCUUUUACCACAUGACUACGCACAAAAUUUUGGGGAUUUAAAAAAUGACAGGGUUCUUCCCAUAAUUUCAAAUCACUGCCCAGGAUGGACCUUGUAUGCUGAAAAAAUGCUGGACAUGCACUAUAUAGACCGGAUAAGUGCCGUUUCAUCUAGCCAACUUAUCCAGGGACUUGUUAUCAAGGCCCUCGCUCACACUGUACAAUUUUGUAAAAUUUUGGGUGAUACUGCAGAAUUAAUGUUAACGGAUUUUCCUGGUUUCCACAGGAUGGAUAAAGGUGAAUUGUCGAUUCUAGACACCAAAACCAUGAUGGAGACCGAAUGGAAGUAUAAGAACAUCUAUCACGUUUCCAUUGCACCCUGCUAUGACAAGAGGCUGGAAGCCCUUCGGCCACAAUAUGAACAUGAUUUUGAACGCUUAUUGAGAAAGGGCAGGGAAUCUACCGGAGAAGGUGAUGGUGCAAGGCAUACAAUUAAGCUUGUGGAUGACGUUUUAUCAACCAGUGAUGUGCAAGCCAUUUUGAACCAUCUCGGUCUAAAUUUUGAAGCUCUUUCCGAGGCUCCACUAGACGAAAUCUCAGACGGGCAUCUCAAGGCACUCUUGAAGAUUUUUCAGGAAAGCGGAACCCUCUCUGAGCAAAGUCUAGAGUUUUCCAAAGAUGCAAAUUUAUCCAUACUUGCAUCAAGGCAUGGGAAGAUUAACCUGUAUAGACCGAGCAAAAUAUAUUGUCAGUCUGGUGGAUUUGCAGAAGAGAUUUUUAAAUUUGCCGCCGAGAAUCUUUUUGGAAGACGUGUAGAUGAUGUAGAAUUUACAAGCACUAUCAAUCCAGAUUUUAAGGAAUGCAUUCUGAGGUCUGGCGACAUUAUACUCUUGCGUUUCAUCAUUGCAUACGGGUAUAGAAAUGUCCAAAAUGUAGUAAGGAUGCUCAAGGACUCAACAAACAUUAGCUACAUUGAGCUCAUGUCUUGUCCUGGAGGUUGUUUUAAUGGACCUGGGCAGGUCCUCCAGGUCCCUAAAAUUGAUAAAGGGGCAUUUAACGGGUUCCUUGCAAUUCCACCCAUUCUAUACUCUCUGGAAAUGGCAAAGAGACUAAGACUAUCCCUUUGGGAGCUCGUUGGUGGCGCAUUUUCAGAGGCACGUACCAAGGACAGUUUGUCUUCUAGAGUCCAGAAACAAGACUCUAACCCAUCCUUUCUCGCGCACUCGAUAUAUUUGGAAACUGCAGACUACACACCUACGCAGGACCUGGAGCUAAUGCCUCUCCUUCAGAGGCUCCUCGGCCACCUCAGACUCGCUGUUUCAGAGAAUGUCACAAGGACAAGACUCGAACCUCUAAAGGAUAAACAAGUAGAAACAAGCCAACAAUUAAAAUGGUAG